Fusarium vanettenii 77-13-4 is the source of this 1311-nucleotide messenger RNA. RefSeq lists its product as uncharacterized. The transcript is spliced from 3 exons. Gene Ontology annotation, molecular function: calcium-dependent cysteine-type endopeptidase activity. Gene Ontology annotation, cellular component: cytoplasm. The record is from RefSeq and is a predicted model, not a curated record. Gene Ontology annotation, biological process: proteolysis. NCBI's taxonomy places the organism in Eukaryota, Fungi, Ascomycota, Sordariomycetes, Hypocreales, Nectriaceae. The coding region runs from base 1 to 1311 and encodes 436 amino acids.
AUGGAUGAGAUGCCAUUCUGGGUUGUGCCAAAGGACCGGAACAAGACGGCGUCUUAUUUGUCCCAGUCUUGCUGUUACUUCGCCAAGGGAUCGUCUACCAACGGACUGGCAACCAUACAUUCCCACACAAGGGCCGACACCGACGCAAUGAGCCCUCACACUUCUGACGCGCGGGGGGAUACUAAGAGAAUCUCUUCGCACAGAGGGAAAAGUGGAAGAGACAAAAACGAGCCACCGCAGACGUCAGUCGACCGUAUAUGGACGAGAUUCUCUGAACGGGAGUUCAGUCAAGUCGUUAACGUCAUUCCUUCCGACUCGGACCCGGGCGCCCUCAAUAUUUGUCCGUCGAACAAGUUGCUACACGAUGAUUAUGCCCGAGCCGCCGCCAAAUGUCGAAGAAAGGUCGAAAAGAUUGUGAACGAAUGCAAGCGCGUCAAUAUGCGGUAUCGUGACCUGACUUGGGAUCUGGACUGGGACUUGAAGCUCGAGAAAGGGGACUGUCUGAAUGGUUUAUGUGAAGAAAAGUACGACUUGAGCGCCGUGUCUCUGUCAAGCUCGGAGGACAAAGUACCCAAGGCCGUGAAGCGAGUCCACGAGCUAUUCGAGCAGCCCACAUUCAUGGAACGCAUCCAGGGUGGCGACAUUACACAGGGUAACUUGAGCGACUGCUGGUUGAUGACGGGCUUAGUUGCUCUUGCCAACAUCCCCGCCGCUGUCAAGCGGACCUGCGUUAGCUACAACACGACGGUCGGCGUCUACGGGUUCGUCUUUUACCGAGACGGGGAGUGGAUAUACUCCAUCAUUGAUGACAAGCUGUACCUCAAAUCACCCUGCUGGGACUCUCCGAGUACGCAGAGAGAUCUGUUGGAACAAGUCGGCCAAGACGGCACUGAGAAGCUGUAUCGGAAAACGUACCAGACAGGAUCCAAAUCUCUCUUCUUUGCCCGAUGCAGAGAUCAAAACGAGACCUGGGUCCCUCUCAUCGAGAAGGCGUACGCGAAAGCGCACGGCGACUAUUCUUCUCUCGCCGGUGGCUGGACCGGCGAAGGCUUGGAGGACCUGACCGGCGGUGUCUGGCGCAGAUACUCCACCGCUACGAGAUGUGUACGGAGACCUUCUCCGAACUUGUCGUCCUUCUUCACCAACUAUAAGGAAAAGCUACACGCCCCGAUCCGGCUCGGCAAACUCUCCCAGCAUACCUUGGAUGCAACUUUGAGGACAUCUCUAGACAUCCGGAGUCAGAGAAGGCUUGAGAGAAAUUGUUCGAUGUCGAUGCCGACUUCAAUGAAAAGAUCAAAUAUCGACUGCUGA